AGAGAGAGAGUUGUGCACUGUAUUCUUUCUAAUGUGCCUCUCAUAUAAUGGCAGCUAUUUGGUUGAAUUGUAGAAUGUGCCUUGAAGAUUAAAAUAAAGAAUAAAGUAAUGACUGCUUCCAGACAAGGUAGAACAUGACUGUUAACACUUUGGCUUGGGGAUUUUGCUUAUUAAACAAAACCACUGCAUUGUAACCAAAGCAGCACGUGUGGGCCUGUGUGUUUAGUACAUGUAUUUUACAGGUGACAUGGAUGAGGAAUGCCUUCAAAAUUGUCUCUAUUAGAUGGGAACUAUGCAGUGCCAAGUCCCCAGCACCUAGAGUAGUGCACAGUGAUUACUAAAUUGAUGAGUUUCUAACAAUUAAACAACCCAAACCUAAUGGCCACAUCUAUCAUCUUUUUACUAGUGAACAGUGUUUGGGAUUUGUAAACCUCACAUGGCCUGAUGUUUGUCUGCCAGCUGAUUAGAUAUUGCCUGUAGCCACAUUUGUAUCUGUCUCCUUUUCAUUUGUGACCCGAGUGUUACCAGGGCCCUCAGUGUGACCAUGGAUUUGAGACUGUUCACUGGAACCUGGUAGGCUCACACAACUGAAGACAGUGACUCCCCUCUCCUAGAAUUUACCAAUAGCCAAUAGUUUACAGUAAGGGGUAGAGCUCUUUAAGCUCCACCCCCAGUCUGUAACUGAUUGUUAACAGGGCCAUUCUCUGCUGGCCCAAUGCAGGUAAUAAUAGUUGCUGUGAGUUUGUGAUUUUGAUGGCUGUGCCAUGCCCAGAAGGUAGCAUUUUUGCAUUUUCCCCUCUUUCUUCUGUCUCUUAAAUUCUUUCCAACCUUCUGCUAUGUUCCCCGAGCCUUCCUUAAAUGAGAUGGUAGAAAUGUCCUGUGUAUAGCAGAGCAUUCAGUUGUCACAUAUCCUCAGCACCUUGAGCAGCCAGAGUCUGCAGUCCCUUGCAGAGAGAAGCUGAGAACAGCAUCUGUCUAUAUUGUAAAGAUAACUAUUGAGAUACUAUGCCAGUUUAGCUAAGCAAUAAUAAGGUAAGCCACCAGGGCCUGUGCCUUUCCUAGGUGAGUUUUUGACUCAGUUAACAGUAGUAAGCAUGGAUUCUCAAUGGGCCUCAGGUUUAAUCAGAGAGCAGUUGGUUACUCUAUAUCAGCUGUACCACUAUUGCACAAAUAAGCUCAUAUUCCCUAGAAGGUUAUUCUGUCUCAGAAGAAGCUGUCUGUCUUUUGCUUGGAGUUGUCUCCACAACACCAUCUCUGGGAGCAUUAUAGCUUUUUAGUAACUAUUUGUUGAUUGACACAGUGCUUUGCAGUUUAUAAUGCCUUCCUAAAUGGUUCCAGUAACUGGUGCCUUUAAGAGCCUGGCUGAUAGGAUCACCCUGGUUUGAUGGACAUGAAACCAAGGAUGAAGGAGGCCAAGUUAGUUCUCUCACAAACUAGGUCUCAAGUAGGAGAGCUAGAGUUACAGACUCUACAUCUGUUGACUUCUGUACUUUUUCUCAAAUAACUUCUGAACAUUGGUUGAUAGAAAUUCCCCUCUGCUUUCUCCAGUUGAGACCCUCUUCAUUUCAGACUACGACAGAGAGAGUUCCUACAAGAAGUGUCUUCCAAAUGGCACGUCGUCAUCAGCGCUCACAUGUUCUUCUGGGUGCCAGUGCGGGUCAUUUACGGCAGUCUUCUGGGUCACCUGUGGGAGGAACCUAUGAUAAUACUCCAUCUUGUUGGUGGCAGGGAUGUAAACUAACGUUCCUUUCAAACACAUUGUAUUUAUUUUUCAUUCAUUUGAAAUGUAAAUUAAUCAACAGCAAUAACCCAAGUUAUUCUAUUUCCUUAUUAUUUAUUUAUUGUGUGUGUGUGUUUUGUAUUUGCACAUGCCUAUGUUCUCCACGUAUGUGUGCGGAGGCCAGAGAAGGAGGUUGAGCAUCCUGCUGUAUCAUUCUCCAGCCGAACCUGGGGCUAGGCUGGUGCAUUCGUUCCUCCUGUCCUUGUCCCCAUCCACCCACCUCCCGCUCCUCUCCCAUCACUGUGGUCAUAGAUGAAACAUGGCCGUACACAGCCUUUGCAUCGGAUGCUGGGAAUCCGAGUUCGGGUCCCAGACAUGCGCAGCAAAUGAGCCGUCAUCACUCGAGCCUACAAUCCCAGUUCUUCACUUCAGACUCGCGUGGCUCUGAGAGGACCACUCUCCAGCUCUUCUCUUUGUCUUGCACGCCUGGUCAUUUGGAGACAGAAAUUUAAGCAGUGAUGAAUGAGCUCGGCUGACGUUUCUGGAAUCUUGCCCAGGAAGCAGAAAUCUUCCACGGGAUAUUAGACAAGCAAGAGAAAAAUGCUGGCCCAACACUCGGUCCUCAAAGGUUAGGGAUUCCUGGGUGUGCAUUUUGUCUGAGCCACGCAGCCAUAGACCAAACCCUAACAGCACACAGCCAAGACAGCAGACAAUCACGGCCCCUUAUCUCACGUCAACUCUCGGUUUUAUUUAGUCAUUGACCGAGAGAGAUAAUUUGGUAACUUCACCAAGUUUCUGUCCAGUUUGUGGCUGGUAUGUCAGAGUUCUAAGCAGACUGCUAAAUUUGAACAAUGACAUCCUCUGACACAUGACCAUAAGGCAUUACUAGACCAUGACUUGUCACACAGCUCUGGUCAUCACACAGCUCUGGUGUCCUUGGAAAACAUCAGCAAGGAUGUCAGCCCUUUGGCUUGUGUGGCCGUCGGGCUUUAGUAUUAGGGCUGAGGUGCUGAUGGGAACAGCUAAUGGCCCCUGCUGUGUUCUUUCUAGUGCAGCCAUGGUGGUGGAUGGUGGUGAUGUUAAGAGCGGUUUGGGGUAGAAAGUAAGCUUUCUUCUCAUCUACAUCAGUGCUAUCCAGAACCACUGUGCUCCUUUCUGGCUGUGACGGAGCCGGACGUCAUCCCUGGUGCUGUUGCUCGAUCACAGCUGAGGCUUUUGUUGCCCCACGACUUGGGAAGGAUGCUGGGAAGGCCUCAUUAAAGGCCUUCCAGGGAGUGGCUCUGAGUUCGUGGCUGUCUCUCCCUUUGCCCUUCAACCUAGUGAUACUUGGUGAGAACCUUGGGCAUCUAAUGUGCAUGGAUGGACCUUGUAAGCGGACAGCUUAGCAGAGGCAGAGAUGGUUUUGUUUCGAAGAAAUAAUCCUUGAGGAACGGAAAAGCUACUUGUUCUCUGAGGUCGCACAGAUCGUUUUGUUUAUUUUUGUUUUUAGUGUCUUGUUUCCUUCAUUUUUCCAAAGUGCCUAGGAUUUGCUACCAAAAUCAUUUACUCUUUUCUUGUUUGUGUGGUUUUUUGUUUUUUGUUUUUGUUUGUUUUUGUUUUGUUUUUUUUUUGAGACAGGGUUUCUUUGUGUAACAGAGGCCUGGCUGUCCUGGAACUCGAUUUGUAGACCAGGCUAGCCUCAAACUCACAGAAAUCUGCCUGCCUCCUCCUCCAGAGCUCUGGGACUAUAGGCGUGUGCCACCACGCCAGGUGAAUCCCUUAUUCUUAAAACAGGCGAGCGUGUGUCUUUCCGGUCUCUCCCAGGUGUCUUGGCCCAGGCAGUUUUAUUCUGUUGAAAACCUUGUUUUGAGCUGGAGGGAUUGCGCUGUAAUUAAUGAAGCCAGCACUAGGACCAGAAAGCUCUCCGCUUGACUGGCAGUUUCUGUGGAGGACACCUGCCACCACUGCACAGUGUAGCCAUUGUUCCUUCUCUGAGAGCAUUGUGGGCAGAGCCAUGGCUUUUAAAGCCCGGAGUUGAGUCUUCCUUUGUCUCCCUGCCUGCAUUUCAGUUUCAGUGGAAUCCGUUCCUGUCUAUUCUGCUUUCACUGUUACAAACUUAGCAUGUGUUUCUUCUGAGGGUGCGUGCUGAGGUGUCUCGGUGGUAGGAGGAGCGGUGGUCAGGGUCAGAGGCAGGCAAGGGAGCUGGACUCAGAUGCCCGAGUCUUGAGGUUUGGCAGAGGGAACGCAUUUGACUGACCUCUCUGGAUAUGGGCUGUCUGGCGUUGAGCCUCUGUAGGGAGCUGCUGUGCUCUCCAGCCAAGCAUGCUGUGGUCAGAUCUGCCCAGCCCUGGAAUAGAAUCCUUUGCCGGAUGGAAAAUCCAUAAAAGAAAGCUCUUGUGAAGAGCUGAUUCCCACCUGCUGACUUAAGUGCGCCCAGCUAGCCCUCUCUCUGUUUCUGGAGUCCUUGGGAGUUCCUGAGUCCCCCACUCACACGCUGACUGUCGCUAUGGGCAGAAGGUACCCAGAGGCUCGAGGGUGUCCAAGCAGCUCAUAUCUCAAAUUAUAACCUGUUUCCUGCACCAUUGCUGACGUCCAACGAUCCAUGUCAGAAGUACUUCCAGCUGACUCAGGUGUUGGCACCUUGGCAGUGUUUAUGGCCAGCAGCGGAUCCACAGACAUUGCAAACCGGAACAGCCCAGCCACACCACCAAAUACCCUCAAUCUCCGUUCCUCCCACAAUGAACUAUUAAAUGCAGAGAUCAAACACUCAGAUGCCAAGAACAGCACGCCCCCCAAAUGCAGGAAAAAAUAUGCACUGACUAAUAUUCAGGCGGCCAUGGGCCUCUCGGAUCCAGCUGUACAGCCCCUGCUGGGAAACGGCUCUGCCAACAUCAAGCUGGUUAAAAAUGGGGAGAACCAGCUCCGCAAGGCUGCAGAACAGGGGCAGCAGGACCCCAACAAGAACCUCAGCCCUGCAGCCGUCAUCAACCUAACCUCCGAGAAGCUGGAGGUUAAAGAUCCCCACCCACAGGAGUCUUCAGGCUGUGAGAUUUUGCCCUCCCAGCCCAGGAGAACUAAGAGCUUCCUCAAUUACUAUGCAGACCUGGAAACCUCGGCUAGAGAGCUAGGGCAGAACCUGGGCCCCUGCCAAGGGGUUGGAGAGGAGAAAGCCCAGCCUGGCCCAGGCCAGGCCCCAGUAGUCAUUGGGAAUGGUGACUUGCUGCCACAGAAACCAAACAAACCCCAAUCCAGCCCAGAGGAUGGCCAAGUAGCCACAGUAUCGUCCAGCCCAGAGACCAAGAAAGACCACCCUAAAACAGGAGCCAAAACCGACUGUGCCCUCCAUCGGAUCCAGAACCUGGCACCAAGUGACGAGGAAUCCAGCUGGACGACGCUGUCCCAAGACAGUGCCUCCCCCAGCUCCCCAGAUGAAACAGCAGAUAUCUGGAGUGAUCACUCAUUUCAGACAGAUCCCGAUUUGCCGCCGGGCUGGAAGAGAGUCAAUGACAUUGCCGGGACCUAUUACUGGCACAUCCCAACAGGGACGACUCAAUGGGAACGGCCUGUCUCCAUCCCAGCAGAUCUCCACGGCUCUAGGAAAGGGUCACUUAGUUCUGUAACGCCAUCGCCCACCCCAGAGAAUGAGAAACAGCCAUGGAGUGAUUUUGCUGUUCUGAAUGGGGGAAAGAUUAAUAGUGACAUUUGGAAGGAUUUGCACGCAGCCACAGUUAACCCAGACCCCAGUUUAAAAGAGUUUGAAGGAGCAACGCUACGCUAUGCAUCCUUGAAACUCAGAAACGCCCCUCAUGGUGAUGACGAUGAUUCUUGUAGUAUCAACAGUGACCCAGAAGCCAAGUGUUUUGCUGUGCGUUCUCUGGGCUGGGUAGAGAUGGCCGAGGAGGACCUUGCCCCCGGGAAGAGCAGUGUCGCUGUCAACAACUGCAUCCGACAGCUUUCCUACUGCAAAAACGACAUCCGGGACACAGUCGGCAUCUGGGGAGAGGGCAAAGACAUGUACCUGAGCCUGGAAAACGACAUGCUCAGCCUGGUGGACCCCAUGGACCGCUCCGUGUUACACUCCCAGCCCAUCGUGAACAUCCGAGUGUGGGGCGUGGGCCGAGACAACGGCCGAGAGAGGGACUUUGCUUACGUGGCGAGAGACAAGGACACAAGGAUUCUGAAAUGCCAUGUGUUUCGAUGUGACACACCAGCAAAAGCCAUUGCCACAAGUCUCCACGAAAUCUGCUCCAAGAUUAUGGCUGAACGGAAGAACGCCAAAGCACUGGCCUGCAGCUCCUUACAGGAGAGGACCAAUAUGAGUCUCGAUGUCCCUUUGCAAGUAGAUUUUCCAACACCAAAGACGGAGCUGGUGCAGAAGUUCCGCGUGCAGUACCUGGGCAUGUUACCUGUAGACAGACCUGUCGGCAUGGACACCCUGAACAGUGCCAUAGAAAAUCUCAUGACGUCAUCCAGCAAGGAGGACUGGCCUUCGGUGAACAUGAACGUGGCCGACGCCACUGUGACUGUCAUCAGUGAAAAGAAUGAAGAGGAGGUCUUGGUGGAGUGUCGAGUGCGGUUCCUGUCCUUCAUGGGUGUCGGGAAGGAUGUCCACACAUUCGCCUUCAUCAUGGACACUGGGAACCAGCGCUUUGAGUGCCAUGUGUUCUGGUGUGAGCCUAACGCAGCCAAUGUGUCAGAAGCUGUCCAGGCUGCCUGCAUGUUGCGGUAUCAGAAGUGCUUGGUUGCCAGGCCACCUUCGCAGAAAGUCCGGCCCCCGCCCCCGCCAGCAGAUUCAGUGACCCGAAGAGUCACGACCAAUGUGAAACGAGGGGUCUUAUCCCUCAUUGACACUUUGAAACAGAAGCGGCCGGUCACAGAGACUCCCUAGCAGCCCAGGUCUGGAGGAGUCUGACACCAUUACCUGAGGAUCAAGUAGCUACACUAAAGAAGCCGAUACCUGGCCUUCCACUCAGUUGCCGAUGCUUUGUCUCCAGAGAUUUUAUCUUUAACCAGACAGUGUUAGACAAGCAUGUGACCUCGUCUUGCCGCCACCAUGUGAUAUAAAGAGGAGCAUGAUUUUUUCUUUCCUGUAAGUUACAUCAUGAGCAGCAGAAGGUCGUCUUCUUGUAAAUAUUGUGAACAGGACUUCCGAGCACACACACAGAAGAAUGCGGCCACACCCUUCCUAGCCAACUAACACUGCAUCCUUGGACGAACGGUGCCCAAGUUCAUUUUGCUGUCCUCUUGACUGGAUCUGUCACAAGCCAACUUGGGGUCCCUCAGCACUUUGCCCUGAUUUCGGAUCCUGAGUAACAGAUACCACUGAAUUGCUGUAACAAUGGGGUGACACCUUUGGGUUUUAGUUUUUCAUAACACUGAGCCUGUUGGUUGACAAAACUUGGCUGUUGGCGUCGGUACAGACACCAGCCACCGAGCUCUCUGACACAUGGACACUGGUUCACAUCUACAGCUAUUUGAGGUGCCGGGCAAAGGAGAACUUUAAAAUUGAUAGAAAACUAAAUUUGAGGAAUUAAAAUCAAGCAAAAAAAAAAAAAAAAGGCCUUUCUUUUCAGAUGGUUUUCAGACUGGUUAUUUUAAAAAAGAGAUUUACAGAGUCAUGACGCAUUUGGGAUGGAACGUAUUUCAAACUUCUGCCUUACACUGUACAAUGCAGCUAGAGAAUUAAAGUGUACUAUGGCCAUUCUCUACCCACACCUGGAAAAUGAAAUAUUCCUACCGUUUCCAUCCUUAGUUUGAUACCGAGCUAAUAUGCAAUUUAGAAUCGAGGAAAUGUCAUUUAUAUCUGUCACACGCCAUUAUUUUCGAUCUCCACCGUAAUUCUUGUUAGCUCUCACCCCGGAGGUAAAUGCACUCCUGGGAUUCCGCCACUGCCCCAGCCUCUCUCUGCUCUUUGUCCAGGAAGCUGUCUGUCCAUCAUCUGUUGUCCAUGGCAACAAAUCUUAAGUUGUAAUUUCCCUGAAUUUAUGUGUUUAAUGUUAGAAGUUUGUUAAGACUUGACUAGAUGUGUUUUUAAACAUCUAUUUUUUUCCAUUUUAUUUUCAAGAUUUAAUUUUUUUCCUAUCAGCAAAAAUAAUGGAUUUCCUUAUAGUGACUCCCACAUAUCAUGUUCCUGCCUCUCUUUUAUGUAGCUAAGGAACCUAAACCAUAAACAUAUACAAAUGUAGACUCUUGUUUACAUUGUUAUUUUAAAAGGCCCAUCUUAUUAGUAUUUACUGUUAAUGUCAAAACUAAUAUCGUUAUAAAAUAGUGGGGCUUUUUCCCUUGCUCUGUACCUGUCAGAACGGUCUGCAGUUUUAUCACAUUGGAGCCUUACAUGGUAGGAAAGGCGCUGACCUCGCUGAGGAAAUCAGAAUACAGAGCACCACAAGCUAACGAAGUGACUUAGGAAGCCACCAAAGUUCAUGAGAGCCAGGAUCACGACCCACAUCUCAAAACUUUUACCGCGUAUGCCUCCUCCGUGCAAUCAGGAGGACCCUUCACAAAGGACUCUGGGGCCACACAGUGAACAGGAAUACUGUCAGGCAAUCUCAGAACUCCCCAGUGAGUUAAGGAAAAUGGCCACUUACCGUAAGCCCGUUGUCCUUUCUCAGUCCAGGACUGUGUUCCUUAAAUAUGUCAUAGAGGAAGAAUGUCUGUCCUCAGCAGCCUGGUCCCGUCUCAGACUUUCCAGAGAUUAAGUUGCCUGUGGUAGGAACACUCCCGGCUGUGGCACUUAACCACCGCAGAACGUGAUGGAGCGACUGAGUGGGAUGCAGAGAAGCUGGAAUUUUUCGCUGGCAUCCUAACUUUACAGUAAAAGUGAUGUCGCUUGAGAGAAGGUGGUACCCUCGGUGCCGGCUUGCACACUAGCUGAAGUAACGGGUGCCAGCUGAGACAUUUCUGCAGACCGAAAACCUUAUUGUGCCCAGAGAAAAACUGUUUAGAAUCCCGUUAUCACGGUCUCUAAUUUUGAUCUCUGCAGCGGAAUGUUUUAGGGCACUUGGCUUCAAAACUGAAGAAAUCCGCAUUUCGAUAGGCAGUCUCUACCCAAACCCUUUUCAUUUUUUAAGGCAUAUGUGUUUGUUUGUUUGUUUGUUUGUUUGUUUUCAGGAUCAAGAAGUCUGAGCUAGCUUUAAGCAGCAAACUGAUUUAUAUAUGCAAUUUUAGGAUGCAGUAAGAUGGAGGAUAGCCUUCUUAUGUGUGAGACGCUUUUACUGCACAUGUUCUGUUCGGAGAAUAGCUUUGCGUACUAAGUGCAGGUUGAUUUUUUUUUUUUUUUGGUAAAAUGAAUUAUGUUAAACAAUAUGUUCAGACACUUUCUGCCAUGGCCAAAAAGUAUGUAUGGAAGUCUGUUUGUAUUUGUCUGUGAGAGGAUGCUGAUGUUUUACCUGAGGUCUCUGUGAUACUUUCGUUACCUAUGCAUUCUUUAUAUCCGUGGUUCGGUAAACAGGCAGCCAUGUUCACGAUGCCUUGUGUGUCUUAUCUUUUUUUUUUUUUUUUAAUUAACCUGUUAAAUACAGCUUGAAAUAUUUUUAUUUUAUUUAUUCUAUUUUUACUGAAAUAUACUGCAUUAUUGUGUUGCUGUAUUAUCUUUACUGGGUAUGAUGUCCUUGUAUCCAGGUCUUAAAGUAACUCAGUGAACUAUAUCCAUCGCCUGAAAGGUGGUUUGGUGAUGGUUUGCAGUCACAUUUCUGUUGGAAUAUGUAGAAGGUAAAAUGCUUAAAGUUCCUCUUAUUUUUUGAAAGCAGAUAGAUAGAUGCACCCUUACCACCUUAUCUGCGUGCCCCUUGGAAGCAUCUAGGGGGCAGCCGACAUGCCGUCUGGCGAAGACCUCUACUUUGUAGACUAAGGCACUGUGCGGUGCUUCGUUUUUAUAUCUUCACAACACGUGUGAUUUCAUCAAAAAUAUACACAGAGCCACAUGCCCUUCGUCUCUGCCUGGACUCAAGGCCACCCAUAGCUAACUAGAGCCACUGUUUUGUUUAUUUGUCUGUCUGUCUUACUGCACGAAGGGACAUUAGGCCCACUUCCAUUAAAGCAAAUUCUUGGUGAUACAACUGUUGGCACUGCUAAUUUUUUUUCUUUUUUUUUUUAAUCCACAUUAGGUGUUUAAGAAGGACACAUAACAAACUACUCAAAACUGGGCCUCUUAACUUGCAGCCCCCAAAACUCCCCUGAGUGUGUGGCACAUUCGCUUUAUGAACAUUGCAACACAAGACUCCAGAAACCACGUCUCCCUGACAUCAGCACAGUUUAAUGAAACCAAAAGCUCUCUAGUUGGCCCAGUUUAACCUAACAUCUGAUGUGUUUACAGCCAGUUAAAAAAAAAAAGUAAUUGGACCUGUUUCAGCAUGCUGGCAGUGUGGCCCAGUGGCACGGCUCUUGUACAACAUGCAGGGAUCUGUGUUUAGUCCCUGAAAAGUGUCAGGGGAAAGGUUGGCACUGCAAGGCGGUGAAGACAUCGCCAGGCAGCCACAUCGGCCACUUCCUCCUGGAAAGACAUCUUGUUUCUUUGUGUUGCCAUUUGCUGUUGACUGUGUUUACACAUUUUCAUGUAAAAUGUCCUGGGAAUAAAUGUAACUGCAUAAAA
Molecule: messenger RNA, 10289 nt
Organism: Mus musculus (house mouse)
Lineage: Eukaryota; Metazoa; Chordata; Mammalia; Rodentia; Muridae
Gene: Apbb2
Product: amyloid beta precursor protein binding family B member 2
Exons: 18
Coding region: 4302-6587 (761 amino acids)
Cellular component (GO): cytoplasm; endoplasmic reticulum; early endosome
Molecular function (GO): amyloid-beta binding
Source: RefSeq, a predicted model, not a curated record